Messenger RNA from Brugia malayi, 660 nucleotides. RefSeq names its product Phosphoribosyl transferase domain containing protein (gene Bma-hprt-1). The record is from RefSeq and is a predicted model, not a curated record. Bases 1 to 660 code for a protein of 219 amino acids. NCBI's taxonomy places the organism in Eukaryota, Metazoa, Nematoda, Chromadorea, Rhabditida, Onchocercidae. Gene Ontology annotation, biological process: IMP salvage; GMP salvage; hypoxanthine metabolic process. Gene Ontology annotation, molecular function: magnesium ion binding; hypoxanthine phosphoribosyltransferase activity. The transcript is spliced from 6 exons.
AUGGAAAAAGGUUCAAAAUCGUCAAGGAUUUCAAUUCCUGAUAAUACUGAGUUCAAAUUAGAGUCAUUCGUACUUCCAAAUUGUUACCGUGGUGACCUGAAAUCAGUACUAAUACCAAAAGGUCUUAUUAGUGAUCGAAUCAAGUGUCUCGCACGAGAAAUAUUUCAAGUCACCGGUGACAAACCGCUGAUAAUACUUUGUAUUCUGAAAGGUUCAUUUCGGUUUUUUACGGAAUUAGUUGAAGAACUAACUCAUGUUCGAGUGUCCUGCAGACAUCCGCUGGAGGUUGAAUUCAUUCGAGUUAAGAGUUAUACGAAUUCGGAACGUUCUGACACACUGCAAAUAAUUGGUCUUUUGAAUGCAAAACAGCUUGAAAAUAAGAAUGUUGUGAUCGUAGAAGACAUCGUAGAUAGUGGUGCAACGAUGUCACAGCUUCUGAAAACACUAGAGGAAAUGGGUAUAAAGCAGAAAUGGACCGCGAUUUUGCUGUCUAAGAGAUGCAAGAGAGAAUUUGAGGUGCAAGAAGAUUUCGUUGCUUUCGACAUACCGGAUGAAUUCGUCGUGGGAUUUGGAUUAGACUAUAACCAGAAGUUUCGAGAUUUAGGUCAUAUAUGUAUAAUGAGCGAAUCUGGUAUUGAAAGACAUAGAGUGGCAGAGUAG